Anolis sagrei ordinatus is the source of this 10981-nucleotide messenger RNA. NCBI's taxonomy places the organism in Eukaryota, Metazoa, Chordata, Lepidosauria, Squamata, Anolidae. The record is from RefSeq and is a predicted model, not a curated record.
UCUGCUACAGAGACAACCAUCUUGUCCCCUUCUCCAUCGACCACAGAAACCACAUCUGCUCCAGAGACAACUAUCUUGUCCCAUUCUCCAUCGACCACAGAAACCACAUCUGCUCCAGAGACAACCAUAUUAUCCCAUUCUCCAUCUACCACAGAAUCUACAUCUGCUACAGAGAAAACCAUCUUGUCCCCUACUCCAUCGACCACAGAAACCACAUCUGCUCCAGAGACAACUAUCUUAAACCACAUCUGCUCCAGAGACAACCAUCUUGUCCCCUACUCCAUCGACCACAGAAACCACAUCUGCUCCAGAGACAACCAUCUUCUCCCCUACUCCAUCGACCACAAAAACCACAUCUGCUCCAGAGACAACCAUCUUGUCCCAUUCUCCAUCUACCAAAGAAACCACAUCUGCUCCAGAGACAACCAUCUUGUCCCCUACUCCAUCGACCACAGAAACCACAUCUGCUACAGAGACAACCAUCUUGUCCCCUACUCCAUCGACCACAGAAACCACAUCUGCUCCAGAGACAACUAUCUUGUCCCAUACUCCAUCGACCACAGAAACCACAUCUGCUCCAGAGACAACUAUCUUGUCCCAUUCUCCAUCGACCACAGAAACCACAUCUGCUCCAGAGACAACCAUCUUGUCCCAUUCUCCAUCUACCACAGAAUCUACAUCUUCUCCAGAGACAACCAUCUUGUCCCCAACUCCAUCGACCACAGAAACCACAUCUGCUACAGAGACAACCAUCUUGUCCCCUACUCCAUCGACCACAGAAACCACAUCUGCUCCAGAGACAACCAUCUUGUCCCAUACUCAAUCGACCACAGAAACCACAUCUGCUCCAGAGACAACUAUCUUGUCCCAUUCUCCAUCGACCACAGAAACCACAUCUGCUCCAGAGACAACCAUCUUGUCCCAUUCUCCAUCUACCAAAGAAUCUACAUCUCCAGAGACAACCAUCUUGUCUCCAACUCCAUCGACCACAGAAACCACAUCUGCUACAGAGACAACCAUCUUGUCCCCUACUCCAUCGACCACAGAAACCACAUCUGCUCCAGAGACAACUAUCUUGUCCCAUACUCCAUCGACCACAGAAACCACAUCUGCUCCAGAGACAACCAUCUUGUCCCAUUCUCCAUCUACCACAGAAUACACAUCUGCUCCAGAGACAACCAUCUUGUCCCAUACUCCAUCGACCACAGAAACCACAUCUGCUUCAGAGACAACCAUCUUGUCCCAUACUCCAUCGACCAUAGAAACCACAUCUGCUCCAGAGACAACCAUCUUGUCCCAUUCUCCAUUUGUGAAAGCAUCUACAUCUCCUCCAUACACAACCAUAUUGUCCCAUUCUCCAUCGACCACAGAAACCACAUCUGCUCCAGAGACAACCAUCUUGUCCCAUUCUCCAUCGACCACAGAAACCACAUCUGCUCCAGAGACAACCAUCUUGUCCCAUUCUCCAUCGACCACAGAAACCACAUCUGCUCCAGAGACAACCAUCUUUCCAUCGACCACAGAAACAACAUCUGCUCCAGAGACAACCAUCUUGUCCCCUACUCCAUCGACCACAGAAACCACAUUUCCUCCAGAGACAACCAUCUUGUCCCAUACUCCAUCGACCACAGAAACCACAUUUUCUCCAGAGACAACCAUCUUGUCCCAUACUCCAUCGACCACAGAAACCACAUCUGCUCCAGAGACAACCAUCUUGUCCCAUACUUCAUCUACCACAGAACCUACAUCUGCUCCAGGGACAACCAUCUCUUCCCAUUCUCCAUUUACCGCAGAAUACACAACAGCUCCAGAGACAGCCAUAUUGCCCCAUACUCCAUCGACCUCAGAAUCCACAACUGCUCCAGAGACAACCAUAUUGUCCCAUCCUCCAUCUACCAAUUAUUAGGAGAAGUCAUUCAUCCAGUCACAGUGGGCCAGCAAGGAGGUGAAAAUGGGAAAUGUGGCAACUACAGUCCCGACAACAGGGACAGACUCCGCAUUAACCAUAAAAGAGAAUGCGACAUCUCCCUCGUACCCUCCAUCCACGGAGGCAAGAUCAGUGACAACACGGAGCUCUGUUUCCACUUUGUCCACAGAAACAUUAUCAACCCAAACUGGGAUCUCUGUGUCUCCAUCAACCAGUUCUACUUUGUCCACAGUAGCAAUAUCAGCCCAAACUGGGACCUCUGUGUCUCCAUCAACCAGUUCUACUUUGUCCACAGAAACAAUAUCAGCCCAGACUGGGACCUCUGUGUCUCCAUCAACCAGUUCUACUUUGUCUACAGUAGCAAUAUCAGCCACAACUGGAAGCGCUGUGUCUACACCAGAAAUUACAACAGCUACUACUUUGUCCAUGACAACUGUAACCUCUGUGUCUCCGCCAGAUGUUACAACUGCUUUUAUUUUGUCUACGGAAGCAAUGUCACCCACAACCGGGAGCUCCAUGUCUUCACCAGAAGUUACAACUGGUUCUACUUUGUCUACAGAGACAAUGUCAUCCACAAGCGGGAGCUCUGUGACUACUUUGUCCACGGAGGCAAUGUCCAUGACAACUGGGACCUCUAUAUCUCCACCAGAUGUUACAACUGCUUUUACUUUGUCCACAGAAGCAAAGUCACCCACAACCGGAAGCACCAUGUCUUCACCAGAUAUGUUACAACUGUUUCUGCUUUGUCCACAGAAGCAAUGUCAUCCACAAGUGGGAGCUCUGUGUCUCCAACAGCUAUAACUACAGCUUCUACUUUGUUCACAGAGGCAAUAUCAGCCACUACUGGGAGAUAUGUAUCUCCAUCUGAUCUUACACCUGGUUCUACCUUGUCCACAGAAACAACCGGGAGCUCCAAGUCUCCAUCAAAUGUUACACCUGGGUCUACUUUGUCCAUAGCGACAAUGUCAGCGGGAACGGCAAGCUCUGUGUCUCCACCAGACAUUACAAUACCUACCACUUUGUCCACAGAGGCAAUAUCUGUAACAAUAAAGACCUUUGUGUCUCCACCAGAUGUUACAACCACUUCUGCUUUGUCCACUGAGCCAGUAUCAGUGACAACUGAGACCUCUGUGUCUCCACCAGAUGUUACAAGUGGUUCUACUUCCUCCACAGAGGCUAUAUCUGUAACAACAGGGAGCUCUGUGUCUCCACCAGAUAUUACAACUAUUUCCGAUUUGUCCACUGAGCCAGUAUCAGUGACAACUGAGACCUCUGUGUCCUUACCGGAUGUUACAAGUGGUUCUACUAUGUCCACAACCGGGAGCUCCAUGUCUCUGCCAGAUUUUACAACUGCUUCUACUUUGUCUAUAGGGCCAAUGACAUCCACAACCGGGAGCUCCAUGUCUUCACCAGGUGUUACAACUGGUUCUACUUUCUCCACAGAGGCUAUAUCUGUGACAACAGGGAGCUCUGUGUCCCCAACAGAUGAUGUAACUGCUUCUACUUUAUCUACCAUGAUGACUUCACUAGGACCAAAAACUUCUCCUGAAACCACCAAAGUGAUUUCCCUGGAACCCAUAACUUCUCCUCCAGAAACCACCAUGUUCUCUUCACUAGAACCCACAACACUUCCUCCUGAGACCACAAUGGCUUCUUCACUAGAACCCAUAACGUCUCUUCCCAAAACCACCAUGUUGACCUCCUUGGAAUCCACAACUUCUCCUUCAGAGACAACCAUUGUGACUUCCCUGGAACCCACAACACCUCCAGAAACUACCAUGGUCACAUCACUACAACCCACAACUUCUCCACCUGAGACCCCCGUAGUCAUUUCCCUGGAACCCACAACUUCUCCUGAGACCACCUUGGUAACAUCAAUAGAAACCACAUCUCCUCCAGAAACUACCAUGGUCACUUCCCUGGAACCCACAACCACAUCUCCUGAAACUACCAUGUUGACUUCUCUGGAACCCACAACCUCACCUCCUGGGACCACCAUAGUCACAUCACUAGAAACCACAACAUCUCCUCCUGAAACUACCAUGUUGACUUCCCUGGAACCCACAACUUCUCCUGGGACCACAAUGGUCACUUCCCUUGAACCCAUGACUUCUCCUCUUGGGACCACCAUGGUUACAUCAUUAGAACCUACAAACUCUUCCCCUGAAACCACCAUGCUUACAUCACUAGAACCCACAACUUCUCCCGAGACCACCAUGUUGACUUCCCUGGAACCCAUUACUUCUCCUCCUGGGACAACCAUGGUUACAUCAGUACAGCCCACAACUUCUCCUCCUGAGACCACCAUGGUCACUUCCCUGGAAACCACACCUUCUCCUCCUGAGACCACCAUGGUCACUUCCCUGGAAACCACAUCUCCUCCCGAGACCACUGUGGUCACUUCCUUGGAACCUACGACCUCUUCCCCUGAAACCACCAUGCUUACAUCACUAGAACCCACAACUUCUCCUCCUGAGACCACCAUGGUCACCUCACUAGAACCCACAACUUUUCCUGAAACCACUAUGGUCACCUCACUGGAACCCACAACUUCUCCUCCUGAGACCACCAUGAUCACUUCCCUAGAAACCACAACUUUACCUCCUGUCACCACCAUGAUCACAUCACUAGACCUCACAUCUUCUCCUCCUGAGACCACCAUGGUCACUUCCCUCGAACCCAGAAUUUCUCCACCUGAAACCACAAUCAUCACAUCACUAGAACCCACAACGUCUUCUCCUGACACCACCAUGGCCACAUCACUAGAACUCACAACUUCCCCUCCUGAGACCACCGUGGUCACCUCACUAGAACCCACAACUUCUCCUCCUGAGACCACCAUGAUCACUUCCCUAGAACCCACAACUUCACCUCCUGUGACUACCAUGAUCACAUCACUAGAACCCACAUCUUCUCCUCCUGAGACCACCAUGGUCACUUCCCUGGAACCAACAACUUCUCCUCCUGAGACCACCAUGGUCACAUCACUAGAAACCACAACUUCUCUUCCUGAGACCACCGUAGUCACAACACUAGAACCCACAACAUCUCCUCUUGAGACCACCAUGGUCACAUCACUAGAACCCACAACUUCUCCUCCUGAGAACACCAUGGUCACUUCCCUGGAACCAACAACUUCUCCUCCUGAGACCACCAUAAUCACAUCACUAGAACCUACCACCUCUCCUUCUGAGACCACCAUUGUCACAUCACUAGAACCCACAACUUCUCCUCCUGAGACCACCAUGYUCACCUCACUAGAACCCACAACAUCUCCUCCUGAGACCACCAUGGUCACCUCACUAGAACCCUCAACGUCUCCUCUUGAGACCACCAUUGUCACUUCCAUAGAACCCACAACUUCUCCUCCUGACACCACCYUGGUCACAUCACUAGAAACCACAACUUCUCUUCCUGAGACCACCAUAGUCACAACACUAGAACCCACAACGUCUCCUCUUGAGACCACCAUGGUCACAUCACUAGAACCCACAACUUCUCCUCCUGAGACCACCAUGGUCACAUCACUACAACCCACAACAUCUCCUCCUGAGACCACCAUAGUUACAUCACUGGAACCCACAACUUCUCCUGAGACCACCAUAGUCACAUCACUUGAACCCACAACUUCUCCUGAGACCACCAUGGUCACAUCAGUAGAACCCACAACUUCUCCUCCUGAGACCACCAUGGUCACUUCCCUGGAACCCAGAACUUCUCCUGAGACCACCAUCAAGGUCACUUCCCUGGAACCCAGAACUUCUCCUCCUGAGACCACCAUCAUUAUCACAUCACUGGAACCCACAAGUUCUCCUGAGACCACCAUGGUCACAUCACUGGAACCCACAACCUCUCCUCCUGAGACCACCACCAUCACAUCACCAGAACCCACAACAUCGUCAGCUGGGACCAGCAUGACAUCUUCACGUUCUGUGACUACAACCUUCAUCAUGUCAACUCCAACAGAGGCGAUCACCUCCAUAUCUACCAAAGUCAAUGAGUCUAUAAUCCACGCAUUUACGAAAAGACCAAUAGAUCAGCCAGUGGAUGGUAAGAAUGCCACAACUCCACAGACAACAACAUUGCCUGUAACAACACUAAGUUCAUCCACCAAGUUCAUUCUUCCCCCCGUUGUGCCUCCUGGAAUGACCACCAAAGCCACACCAACAGUCACCAGAAAAGAGGCAACAGCUUCCUCCACCAUGUUGACAAGUGUUUUUUCCACACCAGCUCCAGUCAUUGCCCACUUUACCAUGAAUUUUACCGUAACCAGCCUUAAGUAUGAGACAGAAAUGGGAACUCCAAAUUCUGAAGUGUUUAAUUCCACAGCAAGCAAACUUCUCCGUCUGCUUGACAGAGAGCUCCUCCAAACCAUGGUCGGACCGGUGUAUAUGGGAUGCAACAUCACAAAGCUAAGAUCGGUGAGAAACGGGAACGCAACAGGGCUGGAUGCCGUCUGCACUUACAGAAACAAUUCCGGUGCUCCAGCCUUUGACCGAGUGACGGUGUACCAGCAACUUGUCAAUCAGACCGAUGGUUUCACCAAGUUGGGACGCUACGACCUGAAGAGAUAUAGCCUUUGUGUUGAUGGUUACUAUGAGAUUCCUCCUCAAACAACUGUUUUACCCUCUCUAACUACAACGCCAACUCCAGCCGUGGAAGAGUUCUCCGUGAACUUGACCAUCACCAACCUCCGGUUCCGGGAAGGGAUGGGGACUCCCAAUUCAAACACAUUCAAUGCAACUGAAAGGGCGGUCACUACUUUGAUGGGUCGAAUACUCCGUGAUAGCAGCAUUGGGCAGGCAUUUUUGAGCUGCAAAGUGACAGCUCUGAAACCAGUUAAAAAUGGAGAAGAAACUUGGAUUGAUUCUAUUUGCACUUACCGAAACGACUCUACAACGCCUGUUUUUGACCGGGUGAAAACAUACCGCGAAAUAGUGAAUAAGACCAAAGGUUUCACCAUGAUGGGGCCCUACAAACUGAAAGAAUACAGUCUUUACGUUGAUGGUUAUCAUGAAGGUCCUCCAGAACCAACCGUUUCGCCAACCCCGUCUUGGACAGUUGAGAAUUUCACUACAAAUUUCACUGUCACCAACCUGCGGUACAAGCCAGAGAUGGGAAUCCCUCAUUCAAAGACCUUCAAUGCUACAGAAGUGCCACUGCGGACGCUACUUGACAGAUACCUCAACAGGAGCAGCAUUGGACCAGUGUUUCUGGGGUGCAAGGUAACAAUGCUGAGGCGCCUGAAUGAUGGGGACGCAACAGGAACGGAUUAUGUUUGCUCGUACCGAAACGAUUCCACCGGGCCUGCCUUUGACCGAGUAAAUGUCUACCGUGAGAUUGUCAACCAGACCAGAAACUUCACCCAGAUGGGACCUUACAAGUUGGAAAGAUACAGUCUCUAUGUCAAUGGUUAUCAUGAAAUGCCUCUGAAACCAACCCCCCAAACGCCUACGGUAGGAUCUUUCAUGACAAAUUUCACCGUCACCAACCUCCGGUACAAGCCGGAGAUGGGAGUUCCCCAUUCAAGGGCCUUCAAUGCCACAGAACUGGCACUCAUAACUCUGCUUGACAGAUCCUUCAGCAAGAGCAGCAUCCGUUUGGUGUAUUUGGGCUGCAAAGCGACCACUUUUAGACCGGUCAAAAAUGGGGAUCAAACCAAGAUGGACUCCAUCUGCACUUACCGCAAUGACUCUGCAUUUGACCGGGAGAAGGUGUACCAUGAACUUGUCAACAUGACCAAUGGGUUCACCAGGAUGGGUCCCUAUCAGCUGAACCCGAAUAGCCUCUAUGUUAAUGAUUAUAAUGAAGGGCACCUCCAAACAACCAUUUCACCCAAGACAACUCCAACCCCAAUGGUGGAGCAUUUCACUGCAAAUUUAACCAUCACCAACCUCCGGUUCAAACCAGAGAUGGGAGUCCACCAUUCGAAGACCUUCAACGUGACCGAACGGCCACUCCUAAUUCUGCUUGGCAGGAUGCUGAACCAAAGCAAUGUUAUCGGCUCAAGAUAUUUGGGGUGUCAAGUGACAACUUUCAGAUCUCUCAACCAUGGUGAUGAAACCGGCAUGGAUGCUGUCUGCGCUUACCGACAUGACUCCGCCGCCCCCGCCUUCAACCGAGUCAAAGUCUACCAUGAAAUGGUUAACAAGACCUAUGGGUUCACCAAGAUGGGGCCCUACAAACUGGACCCAAACAGCCUCUACAUCAAUGGUUAUAACGAAGCUCUCGUUCGUACAACCACCAGGACUCCGACGGUGGAGAAUUUCACCAUGAAUUUCAUCAUCACCAACCUCCGCCACAAGCCAGAGAUGGGGAUUCCCAAGUCGAAGGCCUUCAACGCCACAGAAAUGCCACUCACGACUUUGCUUGCCCGAAUGUUCAACCAGAGCAACAUUAGUCCAGUGUUUAAGGGAUGCGAUGUGAUGACUCUAAGACCUGUGAAAAAUGGGGAUGAAACUGGAGUCAACUCUGUCUGCCGUCACACCAGCCCUGCCUUUGAUCGAGUGGAAGUCUACCACGAAGUGGUCAACAGGACCAAGGGGUUCACCAGGAUGGGACCCUACAAAUUGGACGAACACAGCCUCUAUGUUAACGGUUACAAUGAGCGAACGCAACUUCUAGGUCAACCCCCAAUGAAUACCGACCCCAAGACUCCCGUUUUGAGGCCUUUCACCGUGAACUAUACCUUGUCCAGCUUGCCUUACACCCUGGAGAUGGGGACCCCUGGAUCUCGCAAGUUCAAUGACACAGAAAGAGUUGUCAAAUAUAUCAUGGAAUCCUUACUCAACAAGACCAGCGUCAGCCCAGCGUUUACCGGUUGCAAAGUGCAGCGUUUUCGAUCUCCAGAAACAGGGGCGGCAGUCAUGGUAGACCAACUCUGCGGCUAUUGGCAAAAUCAGCUUGCCAUCCCCUUUGACCGCGUGAAGGUUUACAACGAGCUGCGCAAUCUCACCAAAGAUGGUACCAAAUUUAGACAUAUGAACAUGGAGAAGAACAGCCUUCGGGUGAAUGGAUACCCACCUUCCAGCUUGACUCCCGAAGGAGUGGGUUAUGAACUGGGUUUCACCAUUAUCAAUGAAAAUCUGACCAACACAGACAGAUCAUCUCCAGAAUACAAACGCCUGGCGGCCAGCAUCGAAGACCAGGUGAACCAGAUCUUCGGCCGGAGCAGCAUCAGCAACGGAUUCAAAGUCUGCGUUAUUACAGGACUGAGGUACGGUUCAAUUGUGGUUGACUGCAAGUGUUAUUUCGACCCCGACAUGAUCCCCAGCAAGGAGACCAUGAAAGAAACCUUCAGACAAGAGACUCAAAAUGCCACGUCCCAGUGGCUGGGCAGUCGGUUCCAGCUCAAAGGUGUGACCGUGAGAGCGAUUGACCCAGCAAUAGAAGCCGUGACGGACAUCUCCUUGCUGGCACUAGACCUAGAGACCUUCACCGUCAACUUCACCAUCAUUAACCUCCCAUACAAGGAGGAGAUGAGGAACCCAAACUCGGGCGUCUAUCGGAACGCCAAAGGAAGCGUUGAACAAGAGCUUGACAAGCUCUACCAACGCAGCAACCUGGGUGCUAAUUUCAUGGCUUGCUUUGUAGAAAACUUCAGGCCGACCAGCUGGAGAAACCAAACAGGGGUCAAUUCCAUCUGUAUGUUCACAAAGGAUAAUGGUCAGAGGCCCUUCGACAGAAGCCUGGUCUAUAACAUCUUUAAGAACCUCACCGGCAAGGGUUCGACCUUAGGGAGAUACAUGCUGGAUGACCGGAGCUUACUGGUGAACGGCUACCCAACAGAAGCGAUCCCAAUAUCCCCCAGGGAAGAGCUUCCUUUCUGGGCAAUUAUCCUCAUUUGUUUAUCUGUCCUACUGGCCUUCAUCUUGCUCUUCCUCCUGUGUUUCUUGGCGAGAAGAAGAGCAGGCAAAUACCAAGUCCAGCAGAACAUUCUCGGCAUCUACUUCCCACACCUGGAGAUGAGGAAAGGCCGAUGAAAUCGAUUUUGGACAUUUCGGCUCCACCGUACAGCCCUCCAAAGACCGUUUCCUGUUUCACAAAAUUCACCCCUAUGAUCACCACCACUUUGCCAUCACUCACUCCCUUCCCUGCACUGAACCCUGAUUUGCCCAGCAGCAGAUGAUGUGGACUCUUAAAGAACCAAUCACUGCUGGAGAUUUGGAUUCUUGGGCAAAUGUGGCAUGGAGCGCAAUAGGACUGUAUGUGCUUUAGAAGAUUUGGGAUGAUGGGUCAGGUUGUUGGUUGCGACUCUAUUUUAUUUUGCUUAAUUCAGGGGCAGAGAACCAAUUCAGAAUAGCAGGGAAUCCCCUUCUUCCUCUGGCCACACCCCUUUCACAUAAAACCAGGCCCCCGCCCCUUCCUUGACUUUAAAUCAGUGUUGAGUUUACAAGCGUUCCUCUAUGAAAGGGAAAACAAUUGAAGUAAUUCUCGCCAGAGCAUGGAAUGUAACUUAAAGCAAGAAACUAGUUACUUUAUUCAAUCACUCUGAUCACCCACUGGUUCAUUUACAAGUCAUUGUAGUCCAGUUACUCAUUAUAAAUAAGUAAUUUUGCAAUAAGUUGUGAUAAUGAAAAGGAACUAGUUAAUUUGUUCAUCACUGUGUACACCCAAGUCAUUUAAUUACUAUUGUACCAUUGGGGGGAAAUGCAGGAAAAGGCUUUCUGUCAUUGCCCCCAAGUGGCCAGUUCAGAGAUUGCACUUUGUUUUCAUUUGCCAAAAGAACUAGUUAGAAAAAAAAUAAGUUACUUCCUUCACUCUGGUUCUAACACUAGUGCACUUUAGAUUUUCCAUAGACCCAUUUAUUUCUUUGUCGCGGUCACCAAAACACACUGCGUUUGAUUCUGGAUUUAAUUUAAAAAUCUACUCUUCUUCUCAAAAUGAAACCAUUCCUCCUCUUCCAGGAACUCCCAGAUUUACAGUGUAGCAUAGGAUCCGAUUUCCAUGAAAAUAUGUCAGGGAUUUGUGGAUGAUUUGUCUUUUAUUUUUGUACCUGUAUUUAAAAGGUUCGAGAUUGCUUACGAUGAUCAAUAAAUUCAAAUAUGCAAAAAA